AUGAGAGAGAAAGGGCUUGCUGCGGUGCGGGGCCAGGACGCCAUGGCCCUAAAGCUGCUCUUCCGGGAGCUGGAGAAGCAUCUGAAGAGUUUUCACAGCCGGCGAGUCGCCUUCAGGGGUUUCCACGGGCGGGAUAGCAUGAAUUCCCAGUGUUACACGGUGGCGAUGGACCUUGGCGUUUGUCAACUGAGGAAUUUCUCGAUAUCGUUUCUUUCCUCCGUGCUCGGGAAGGAGAGCGCAUCGGUCCGGGUCGACAAUAGCUCUUCGGGCGCAAGUGUGGUGGCCAUUGACAACAAGAUAGAGCAAGCAAUGGACCUGGUCAAGAGCCACCUGAUGUACGCCGUGCGGGAGGAGGUGGAGGUGCUGAAGGAGCAGAUCAAAGAGCUGAUGGAGCGCAACAGCCAGCUGGAGCAGGAGAACGACCUGCUCAAGACGCUGGCCAGCCCCGAGCAGCUGGCCCAGUUCCAGGCGCAGGUCCAGACCGGGGGCUCCCCGACCGGCGCCGCCCCGCCCCCGGGGCCCCCCGGAGCCACGCCGGCGGGGGGCCCCCCCUCACAGAACUCCGGCACGUCGGCGUAA
Menidia menidia (Atlantic silverside) is the source of this 579-nucleotide messenger RNA. The record is from the annotation of a GenBank genome assembly. NCBI's taxonomy places the organism in Eukaryota, Metazoa, Chordata, Actinopteri, Atheriniformes, Atherinopsidae.